CGUCAAAAUCGAUUUAAAUAUGUCACUCGCAACAUUCAGCAAUCAGAACGCAUUUUUCGUGUAAUAUCGCACCAAAUCAGUUUUUCCCCGUUUUAUAAACCCAACAGUUUCAAUUGAACCCACCGUCACUCAACCCACGCUUUUGCAGAACCACCAUGGAAAACUUAAAGUUAUACCUCGGCACUUACAACGUAGGAACCAACAACCCCGACGCACGCCUCAACACCCUCUUGGGCCUCCCCGACGACCCCAAGAACGAGAAAUUCCAGCUCCCUGACUUGUACAUCUUGAGCUUUCAAGAGGUGAAAGCGCAGCCCCAGAACAUGCUCCUGGACGCCCUGUUCGACGAUCCCUGGACCUACGCGAUUAAGGACCUCCUCGAGAGGUACAACUACGUGAAAAUCAAGUCAGUGCGGCUGCAAGGUUUGUUGCUCAACAUCUACUGUCUAAGAAAACACCUACUCAACAUACGGGAGAUUGAAUCCGAGUAUACGAGAACGGGCCUAUCUGGAAUGUGGGGGAACAAAGGUGCUGUUAGUAUUAGGCUUAGCAUUUAUGGGUGUUCGCUGUGUUUUGUGAACUCGCACCUCAGCGCCCAUGACAACCAGCUCAAGGACCGCGUGGAGGACUACAACAGUAUUAUCAAGGAUCAAGAAUUUCACGUCGCCGAAACCACGGAGAUAUUUUUCCAUGAUUACGUUUUCUGGAUGGGGGAUCUCAAUUUUAGGUUGCAUGAGGACUAUGACGCCACGCCGGAGGAGAUCGAGAGGCUGGUUUAUAAGAAGGAGUGCCCGAAGUUGUUUUUGUUCGACCAGCUGAGAUACGUGAUGAACAGGGGGGAGGCUUUUAGUGAACUGGUGGAGGCAGAUCCGGAGUUUCCUCCCACUUUUAAGUUUGAAGUUGGGACUGAUAGAUAUGACCACAAACGACGGCCAGCCUGGUGCGACCGAAUCCUCUACAGGGUAAACCCCCACAACUACGAGAACGUGACGCUCAAAGUCGACCAACUUUCCUACAAGCACCACCCUUGCUAUCAGCUCAGCGACCACAAACCCGUGACUGCCGAGUUCAACAUUAAGAUCCCAGCUAAACAUUUGAGGCUUUCAACCGGUAUGUCCGUUGACCAGGUUGAUCAGGUCUUUUCAGAUUAUUCUGAACGGAUCGUUGAGUUCGAUAAGAUCGUGAGCUGGUCGCAGGACGAAGAGAACACGGCCAAGUACAGAAUCACGCAGGGGAUUCCCGCCACCAAGGACGACUGGAUCGGGCUGUUCAAAGAAAACUUCAGCAGCUUGGACGACUACAUCACGUACGAGUACGUGAGCAAGUGCUCGACGCCUACUCCGGAGGGGAAAAGCCCUAUGAAGGGGGCGUCCUCGAAGAACGAGCAGAAAUACGAAAUUACGUUUUCGGAAUUGCCCAAUCGCUGCAAGGGGAAUUAUUGUCUGGUGUAUUUCAGCCAAUCAGAAGACAAGGUCAUCAGUGUGCUGGGGAUUAGUAAUGCGUUCCCAGUGAUUAAGGAGGACAGUGACUAGAUAGAAGAAUUCCGCCCUUUUACUUGUUAUUUUGUUGUAUGUUGAGUUUUAUUUUUUUAAUGCUUUGGAUUUUUUAUUAAGUGAUUGUGCCUUGCAUAACCCUGUAGGAUUUUCUAGUGGAUAUUACUUUGAUAGUAGGGGCAGUAUCCGUUUUUUUCCUUCCAUGUUUAAAAUAGCGUCCACUGUUGUGGUAACAGUGUCAUUUGUGGAAACUAGUCAGUUUUAUUCUCACUUCAUUCACUAAAACCAGUAUUUACAGUGUCUUGUCCUUUAUGAUACGUAUUUUCGAUUUUAUUUUUGUUAAAUUCGGACCAUUCUGGCCACUUUCUAGUUUGUGUUCACGCCUACCUCUAAAUCUACUUUCGACAAUUGAGAGAAUUACGAGAAAUGUGAUUAUAUUUACACUUGUUGAAUAUUCUACAUGUAUGUUCUAGAUUAGAUUACAAUGUAGCCUUUAGUUGUAGUCAUAUUUAAUAGGUUAACACCAAUAGAACAACUAGAUGACGAAGGUUGCGCGGUUUUCGGGAAGUAGUUGUCCUAAAUUAACGUCACUACUCACUACAUUCGAGCUAACGUGUAUCCAGCGCCAACUACUUAUUCAUAUUCGGACUUUCUCACUUUCUUGGUACAAACGAACUUGUUUAGUCGUCACACGUGUAGCUCUCUCUUUAGGCAGUACAAAGGCGAGGUUGCACCACGACGUUUUAAUGGCGCCAUUUCGAAAUCGCGGCGUCGUGGUGAUGGUCAGACGUGUCAGCAAUUUUUAUUUAAUUUUACAUGAUUUCCUGUGAUAAUUUUGUAUACACGGACCAUUUGUUGACACACCUGCACACAAAAAGUAAAGUCUGAAUUCAAAUGCUUGUGUAUGUUUAUAGGUAAAUGUUAUGCAGAUUGUUGUUUACUUCAGAUGUUUACAAUUAAGGCUUUUAAGGGAAAAAUAAACUAUAUUCUCCUA
Messenger RNA from Zophobas morio, 2487 nucleotides. RefSeq names its product phosphatidylinositol 4,5-bisphosphate 5-phosphatase A-like. Gene Ontology annotation, biological process: phosphatidylinositol dephosphorylation. The transcript is spliced from 6 exons. Bases 156 to 1532 code for a protein of 458 amino acids. The record is from RefSeq and is a predicted model, not a curated record. Gene Ontology annotation, cellular component: plasma membrane; ruffle; cytoplasm. Lineage: Eukaryota; Metazoa; Arthropoda; Insecta; Coleoptera; Tenebrionidae. Gene Ontology annotation, molecular function: phosphatidylinositol-4,5-bisphosphate 5-phosphatase activity.